AUGAACGUCUCAACUGUUCGUGCGAACCUUAAAUCGAGAGGCUUCUAUUACGAUGACGAAGAUGCAUUAGCAAGAGGUGGACAAGCAAUUAAAGACAAGGCACGUGAGAUUAUUACAUCGCAGAGGAAUUCACCAACGUCAAAUGACAACGCACCAUUGCUGAAGGCAGCCAUUCGCAAAUACUGUGGCUCUACGGAAAGAACGCUUGUGUUCAAUGUCUGGUGCAUCCUACGACAGCAAAAGCUCCGUGACAUUACUGAGAAGCCGCUUUCGCCACAGGGAGAAGACAAUGCAUUGGCAUGGGUGAAACGAGCCUGGAGCAUGGAUUUCCUUGACUGCGUCUUCGAAGCCGACCUUAACAAAGAUAUGAUACCCGACACUUCACAUACGGGCAGCAAAACCACGGACAUCAUGUUUAAAGAUCUACCUCGCAUAGAACAACCCCGCCCUGAUGUCACGUACGGCUUGUGGAAAGCAGACAUCGAUUCACCCUGUCGUGGUAUCCUCGACACCUACCACUGUGAGCUUGCGAAGGAUGUCGAGUUGCCCUGGUUUCUAGUGGAAGUCAAAACGCUGAACGCGGUGGUCGGAGAAGCGGAGAAUCAAUGUAUCCGUGGGGGUGCAGUGCUAGUCAACGGGCAUCAUCAGUGGAACCGAGUCGCGGACGGCGUAAAGCAUUCCCUGGAUCUGAGCAAGAAGGAGAAGGAAGAGGAGCACGAUAGGCUCAUCGCGAAAAGGGAGAAAGCCGGGACUGCUUACGAUAAACUACAAAGUACCGCGGAUUCCGCAACGCUUGCCUUCUCUCUCGCCUUUUCCCCAUCAACCGCAACGAUGCAUGUGCACUGGCGGGAGGAAUGGGAGAACGGGGUGGAGCACUGGCACGCCCACACGAUACAGACCUAUGCGAUGCGGACUGAGCAUAGGGAUUACGAACAGCUCGGCAUGCAUAUGGCGAACAUCAUGGAUUGGGGGUGCAGGACGCGUCGGAUGGAGAUUGAAAAGCAGGCAAAGGUCAUUGCAAAGCGCAAGUACCCGGGUAUUGACGAGAAUGAGGUCUGCUUCGCGCCCAAUAAGCGGCAGAAAUCGGGCUAA
Molecule: messenger RNA, 1092 nt
Organism: Letharia lupina
Lineage: Eukaryota; Fungi; Ascomycota; Lecanoromycetes; Lecanorales; Parmeliaceae
Exons: 3
Coding region: 1-1092 (363 amino acids)
Source: RefSeq, a predicted model, not a curated record